Messenger RNA from Suillus paluster, 885 nucleotides. RefSeq lists its product as uncharacterized. The record is from RefSeq and is a predicted model, not a curated record. NCBI's taxonomy places the organism in Eukaryota, Fungi, Basidiomycota, Agaricomycetes, Boletales, Suillaceae. The transcript has 3 exons. The coding region runs from base 1 to 885 and encodes 294 amino acids. Gene Ontology annotation, molecular function: ATP binding; nucleic acid binding.
AUGAGUUCUGUACGACCUUUAUCACUCGCUGCUCAAGAUGCAAUUGAAGAUCUCCCAACAAACUUUAUGAGUGCCCUUUCAAUGACACAACACCAGCAAGUUCUCGAGGCCUUCUCGCAACUCGAUUUUCUUUCCAAGGAUUCGCAACAUCCGAAAUUGUUCCAGCUCAGAUGCCUCAUAUCAUUACUUUCUGCAAGACAUGUUGUACUUCGAGCUGCAACAGGCUCCAGAAAGACCCUCACAAUGAUUCUGCCUUUACUUCUUUCUCCGGACAAGACAGCCAUCACCAUCACCCCUUUGAAACUGCUGCAGCAUGAUCAUGUUCAGGAGUUUGAGCAGUACGGCAUUCCUUUGAUCGCAAUUAAUUGUGAUACUCCAUCUGACAAGAAUCUUUGGAAUGUCGGGCCAUCCCGUUCCCCAAUUCCCGUUCCCAAGUUCCCGUUCCCUAGAUCCCCCGUUCCCCGUUCCCCGUUCCCCUUUCCCCGUUCCCCCGUUCCCCCGUUCCCCCGUCCCCGUUCCCCGUUCCCCCGUUCCCCCGUUCCCCCGUUCCCCGUUCCCCGUGUCCCCGUUCCCCCGUUUCCCCCGUCCCCGGUUCCCCCAUUCCCCAAUUCCCCCAUUCCUCCAUCCCUCCGCUCACCCAACUUCCCAUGCGUCGGAACUAGACCCCGCACUCUCGCAUCCGUCCCCUCCAUUCCGCUCUGCUUUGGAACUUCAGUCCAAGCAGUUCCUUCCGCUCCGCUUCUACCAUUGGUUCCGACCGCAGUAGUCUCCCACCUCCCUCCUGUUGGGCAGAACAACCCCCGCCCAACUUUCCUGCACUCACCUAGUAGUCCAUCGGUCCUCCUUCAAAGGACCCCCGUUCCGACGUCCUGUCGGAACUCAUAG